UGCAAUCCAAUCCUCUCCCACUCUAAUGCAAGGAAUCGUCGCUAAAAAGUAAUGGGUUUGCUUCAAAGCCAACCGAAUCUCACUCCUUUCUUACCCUUCUCUUACUCACAUAUUAAAAACAUUGUAUCUUCUCCCCAUUUUUAGUUAUUUAUUCAUUUUAAUGUUAUAUACAUACACCUAUAUAUAUAUGGUCAAUGGCUUCCAUGGUUGGAAACUCAUAACUGUCACCAAAACCCAAUACCAGCCUCAGUGUUUCACAAACCCUUUUCAUGGAUAUGAUGAUGAUGAUGAUGGAGGGUCAAGACGAUGAUGUUGUUUGUUGCAAAGAUGAUGAUCAUCAGUUGCAGAUAAUCAAAGGUAAACGUACCAAACGUCCAAGAGCACCGCCGUCGUCUCCUCCUCUCACUUCGGUGGUGGCUUCAACCACCACCACCACCACUUCUAGUGGAGGUGGUGGCGGAGCUGUUGGUGUUUCUCCGACAAUUACAUCAUCUUUUGAUUUAGCAGAAAGCAGUACAGAAGAAGAAGAACGAGAACAAGAUAUGGCGAAUUGUUUACUUGUUUUAUCUCAAGGUCAAACAAGGAAAGUGAAACCACCAUCACCGCCACCAUCGGAACCGUCCACGGAGGCGGCGGUGGAGACGGAUGUUCAUCAGUGCAAGACAUGUAACCGGUGUUUCCCUUCAUUCCAAGCACUCGGUGGGCAUCGAGCGAGCCACAAAAAAUUCAAGGUAGUUAACGAUCAAGAUAUUAAUAACAAUCGCAACAAAGAAGAUCAUCGUCAUUAUGAUCAAUUCAACGAAAAGGCUACGACACUUUCGCUUCAUAUUACAAGUAAAAAAUCGAGGGUUCAUGAAUGUUCGAUAUGUGGUGCCGAGUUCUCGUCCGGACAAGCUCUCGGAGGUCAUAUGCGAAGGCAUAGGACAUUAACUAAUGCUCCAACCAUGACGACACCGGCAACGGCAACAACAACGUUAGACACCGUCGUCCGGACAAGCGAACAGCGGAAGAAACCAAGGACUGUUCUGCAAUUGGAUCUUAACCUUCCAGCCCCAGAAGAUGAUCUUCACAAGGAACCUAAUAAUAAAGUACUAUCAUUUGCUUCCGAGGGAAAACUACUGGGUUUUUCAGCAUCUUCUUUAGUUGAUUGUCAUUAUUAAAUUCAAUGUGCAACAUUAAUUAUUUUUUCCACUAAAUUUGUUCAUAAUUCUUUUAAAUUGAACUUUGUUCUAUGUUAAUGAAGAAACCAUUUGUAUUUUCCUGGUGUCGUUUGAUCCAUAUGAAA
Molecule: messenger RNA, 1285 nt
Organism: Gossypium raimondii (Peruvian cotton)
Lineage: Eukaryota; Viridiplantae; Streptophyta; Magnoliopsida; Malvales; Malvaceae
Product: zinc finger protein ZAT5
Exons: 1
Coding region: 270-1160 (296 amino acids)
Source: RefSeq, a predicted model, not a curated record